Puccinia triticina is the source of this 3339-nucleotide messenger RNA. RefSeq lists its product as uncharacterized. NCBI's taxonomy places the organism in Eukaryota, Fungi, Basidiomycota, Pucciniomycetes, Pucciniales, Pucciniaceae. Bases 1 to 3339 code for a protein of 1112 amino acids. The transcript is spliced from 11 exons. The record is from RefSeq and is a predicted model, not a curated record.
AUGGAUACGUUCUCAUUCAACUCCGGUUUCCAUGGUUCUCACGACGGCAGUGUAUCUGACCAAGCCGAUAUUCCAGUUCCAACGGUAUUUCAAGGCCAACAACACGCCCUAGGACAGCCAACCAACUCUGAUAAUCACAGACUAAUAUCCGAAACAGCCUCCGACGAAAGCCUUCGUGGAACGAUGGCUGAUACUGAAGACCCAAAAGAAGCGCGUCCGGGUCCAGACAAAUCUAAACUUACAGCUACUCAGAUGGCACACUUUCUAACGUUAGAUCUCUCAAGCCUUCGUGCAUCUGCGGCUUCCUACGCCACUCGGAAACGUAUGACCGAUGAGAUGAAGGAGGAACUCGAAGAAAUGUAUUACGAGUUCCAGUGUGAAGUUGCCCGGCUAGCUAUCCAAAAUCGAGUCGGCUCUCAUCUCUACUUCGAUCACUUGGGUCAGACUCGAAAGGUCAGAGGUGGCACAUCCUGGAAUAACUUCCAGAAAUAUGAUCCUGAGGCACAGAAGCUAUUUGAUGAAUUUGGUCGCGAGCAGGGUCGUUCAGAGGUAUCUGCUCUAUGGGCCACCAAAUCCUUGCCGCAAAAGCUUCGCUAUCGAGACAUGGAUUAUUUGAAAACCUUGCGUGAGGUAUCAACCGGAUCAGCAAGCUCUAAUGCUCCCCAUCUCGAAACUGUACUACACGCCCCUCUAGAUCAAGAGAAUGAUCCGGUACGUUUGAAUGGACGAAUCCAAGUUUCCAAGGUCUCGUUACAGAAAACUGCCUCGUUGGUUUCGGAGUGGUUGGACUCUUUUGCAUUCUUCCACCAAGUCAAGGGUUUUGUGGUCAUUGCUUUGUGCCAUCCAAAGAGCCCGAUUUUUCAUAAAUUUGGAUCUCCGGUUGGCAAUCGGUUUCUAAGGAUGUUGGCUCAACAACGAGAGACGGACGCGGCCGCUGAGUUUCAUACCUGGACGGCGGCCCAAGCCAUUCAAGUUAGUAAAGGUUGUGCCAGUGGGGCAGGUGUUCCACCAACAGGCCAUACCGAGAUUUUUGAUGAUGUUUCUGAAAAGUUCCGAGUUGGUAAACAUAACAAAAAUAUUUCGGCUAUCCGUCACAAGCUCAAGGAUUUGAUCUAUAUCGCUAGUGGUUGUAAGAUUCGCGCUUCAUGGCCCGGUGAAGACACAGAUCAUGACUUAAGACGCCUGAAGAUUUCACUCAAAAUCGACCACAACGAAUGGAGCAUUGUUCCAGAAGAUUUGAAACAGCCAUUGGUGAAAUUAAGUUUGGGGCAGGCAAUGGGAACCUUGGCUUGUUUGGGAUUGAACAAGAUUCACUUAACCUACCAUCCUGACUGGGAGGAUAUACCACCCCGCCCCCACCGAAAGAAUAAAAAGAGGAAGAACGUUGGCAAAGGCAACAAUGAUACGGAACAUACUGCCCACAAUCAUGAUCAUCCACCUCAAGGCAAGCGCCCUUGCGUCCGUGACAGUUCCCCAGCAAUUGACGCUCCUGCGACUGAUCUGAGAAACGGUCUGGCCGAUCUGACAAAUUGUCCUUCUGCUCCGUCUAACGCUCCCGCUCCCGCUGCGACUGCUCCGUCUGAUUCUCCAGCUCCUGCUGCUCCGUCUAGUGGCCCCGCUGCGUCUGACGAUCCCGCUGCUCCGUCUGACGCUCCCGCUCCCACUGCUCCGAUUAACAAUCCCGCUGCUCCAUCUGAUGCUCCCGCUCCCGCUGCUCCGUUUAACGAUCCCGCUGCUCCGUUUAAUGAUCCCGCUGCUCCGUCUGACGCUCCCGCUCCCGCUGCUUGGUCUAAUGAUCCUGCUGCUCCUUCUGACACACCCACUGCUCCAACCAACGUUCAAAACGGUUGCCCAGCUGCUUCCACUAACCGUGCUGCUGUUAAUGAUCCCGCUGCUCCGUCUGACACACCUGCUGCUCCGACCAACGCUGCUUCCACUAACCGUGCUGAUGUUAAUGAUCCCGCUGCGCCGCCUGAAACUCCCGCUGCUCCGACCAACAGUCAAAAUGGCCAUCCAGCUGCUUCCACUAACCGUGCUGCUGCUGCCACUAACGGUUCUGCGGCUCAAAAGAAGCGUGUACGACCAAUCAAAAAACUCCCCGAGAGCAAGUCAACCACCCCAUCUGCACCGCAGGCUACUGUAGACCCUGCUCCGUAUAACAAUCCCGCCGCUCCAUCUAUCAAUCCCGCUGCUCUGUCUAUCAAUCCGGCUGCUCCGUCUAUUAAUCCCUCUGCUCCGUCUAUCAAUCCCGCUGCUCCGUCUAUCAAUCCCGCUGCUCCGUCUAUCAAUCCCGCUGCUCCAUCUGACGCCACCACUCCCGCUACUGCUGGUGACAAUGUGGUCCCUCCUCUUCAACUUGACUCCUCGGAACUGCCAGAUUAUCGGCUCGAUACCCGUGCCGAACAGAGGAGGAGAAGCGAAGAAAAUCAGACGGCGAGGAAUGCUUCGGCAUCUCCGAUCGACGAGCAAUGUCAGCCGACCAGCCCUGCUCAUCUGGUUCGCUCGCUGGAGUUCAAGUUCGUCGGUCCCUGCUCGAUGGGAAGGGGCGGUGGCUCUCUGAUCUGUGAGAUCCUCCGAGCUUGCCCAUUGCUCGAAAACAUCACCAUCGCCACCUCGUUCUUGAGCGAAUUAUACCACUUGAAGUUCGCAUGGCCAGCCGACCAAGUUGUGGCGCGGUUAUUCGGCAAAUGGGACUUGCUCGAGACGGUCGAGUUGAUCAGGUUCCACAAUUUGUUCAAGCGCUUCGAAUCAGACGGUGGUGGCAGUAUGCUGCCCGCACUGAAUUGUGCCCUGAGAGCAAUCGUCUUGAACGACCUGAGGAUGAGCGAGCACGACCUGCGCAUGAUCCUGAACGGCUCUCGUGCCAGCCUGCGCACGCUCCAGCUCUGCAAUCCGGCCAAUUCGCUUCAACGGCCUGGCCUAUACCGAAUCCUCACGGAAUGCAUCAGCCCGGCCUUGGAAUCCUUGACGCUCGAUGUGGGCGAUCGAUGGGGAAAGCCGUGUUACCUCCAGGAAGAUGCCCGCCCCGAAUUGUAUCCGGGCCUGCUGGACCACAUCUUCAAGACUUCAUCGACCCUGAGCAAUCUCAAAAAGCUCUCAUUUGCUGGCAACUUGGCACUCACAAGCCACAUUGUCCCCUCUCCUCAUGAUGCACCCUCUGACGCCGAGACAAGACGUGCCCGAUGGCUACCCGAGCUCAAGUGUUGCUCGAUCUACAAUCUCCCUUAUCCUAAGGGAUCGACGGAGGAGAUUAUGGCCGAGUUAAGAGCCCGACAUGUCUACGAGUUUUGUGAGAGACCGUACUACGGCUGGGACCCCCGAGUAUUUUUCACAGUUUGA